CUCCUCCCGCCCUGGGGCUCCCGUGGGAAUUUCACCCUCCAUUGGAGGCAGCUCAGACCAGGGCUUGUAGACCUCCUUUUGGUCCGUGAAUUUAUUUAUUUUUGAGACAGUCUUGCUCUGUUGCCCAGGCUGGAGUGCAGCGGUGCAGUCACAGCUCACUGCAGCCUCAACCUCCUGGGCUCAAGCGAUCCUCCCGCCUCAGCCUCCCGAGUGGGCCUUCCUCCGUGGGAAAGCGUUAAAACGAUAGUUAACAGUUGCGUCGGUAUAAGGACGAAUGCAAUUCGAGAGAGAUUUAUUAUUAUUUUCUAUUUUCUCUUCUGAUUUUAACAGAAGUUGGCGUUGAACAUUUCCACGCGCCCCGAGGGCCCUCCUGGACCCGGGAACGGACCCUGGUGGCAGUGAAGCCAGAUGGGGUGCAACGGCGGCUCGUUGGGGACGUGAUCCAGCGCUUUGAGAGGCGGGGCUUCACGCUGGUGGGGAUGAAGAUGCUGCAGGCACCAGAGAGCGUCCUUGCCGAGCACUACCAGGACCUGCGGAGGAAGCCCUUCUACCCCGCCCUCAUCCGCUACAUGAGCUCUGGGCCUGUGGUGGCCAUGGUCUGGGAAGGGUACAAUGUCGUCCGCGCCUCCAGGGCCAUGAUUGGACACACUGAUUCGGCUGAGGCUGCCCCAGGAACCAUAAGGGGUGACUUCAGCGUGCACAUCAGCAGGAACGUCAUCCACGCCAGCGACUCCGUGGAGGGGGCCCAGCGGGAGAUCCAGCUGUGGUUCCAGAGCAGUGAGCUGGUGAGCUGGGCAGACGGGGGCCAGCACAGCAGCAUCCACUCAGCCUGAGACUCAAGCUGCCCUUACCACCCCAGCCUCCACGCAGGAACAACUACCUCCGUCAGCAAGAACCCAAGCCCACAUCCAUACCUGCCUGUCCUAAACCACUUACUUCCCUGUUCACGUCUGCCCCAGCCCAGCCCAGAGGUGUUUCGGCCACCAACUUCAGUGCCUUUCUGUACCCCAAGCCAGCACAAGACUGGACCAAUCCGUUUUGCACCAAAGUGCCGGACAGACUUUGUGGUGGUGGUGGGGGGGGUCUUCGCAAGUUAUCCUAACCUUUUCUCCAAAGAGGAGGCAUUAAAAUUCACCGUGCCUAGCACAUGGGUGGUACAUUAAUUAUGACUUCCGCCAACUCUGAGGUAGAAAUGACGCUUUUAUGCAAGUUGCAAAGAGUUGAAGAGUAAAGAUGAAGUUUUGCACACC
Molecule: messenger RNA, 1250 nt
Organism: Rhinopithecus roxellana (golden snub-nosed monkey)
Lineage: Eukaryota; Metazoa; Chordata; Mammalia; Primates; Cercopithecidae
Gene: NME4
Product: NME/NM23 nucleoside diphosphate kinase 4
Exons: 5
Coding region: 480-833 (117 amino acids)
Biological process (GO): CTP biosynthetic process; GTP biosynthetic process; UTP biosynthetic process
Molecular function (GO): nucleoside diphosphate kinase activity
Source: RefSeq, a predicted model, not a curated record